AUGGCUAUGGAUCCGUUUCGACCUUCCUCCCGAAGCACGUUCCGCUCACGACGCUCCCAUCCUUCGUUGAGCCACAUUUCCCUCGCUCCCCUUACUCCUCGGUUUCCUAUAGAUGAUUCGCCGCAGCAGGGUGACUCUUUCACUGACAGCCAUGGCGACUAUCCCCAUCGUCAGCAAUUCGCCAGAACCUCCUAUCUCUCCAGCUCCUCGGUGCCAAGCACUCCGCCGAUCCUCUCGCAUUCUCGCAGUAGUUCUCGCACACGGCAUUACAAGCGGAGCAAGAGCUCCAGUCGUGUCCUGAGUGACACGAAUCUGUCAAGUCUGGGUGCGACUCUGCCAUUGCACCAUCAUGGCGGCGGAAAGAAGAGUGACCGUUCUCCCGGAGCUGCACUAUUGCCCGAGAGGACUACUCGUCGGGACUCCGAGUGGCUGCUACGAGCGGGCCUCGCGCUGGCCUCUUCAACUCGUGAAGAGAAAGGCCAGAGUUGGCUUGUCAAGCGAGAAAGCUCGACAAGCUUGGUCUCCGAUGCAGACUACGACGACGACCGGUCCACGCAGCACGGGAGGAGUAGUCGCAGGCCUCGAUCGGGCCUAUCGACACCUGCUGCCCCCUCUAGGCGGGGAUCGCGCUCCCGCGGAGCCAGCCGAGCGGACCUCUCCAUGACCGCUUUGGAUACCGUAAGCUCGACCCAACGGUAUCAGUCCCGCAAGUCCAGUGCGGCGAGUGAACAUCGCAACCUCGUUCCGGAUUUUGUGGAUGAGCGGAUCCGGGCCGAGAUGGCGUCCAUCCAACAACGCGAUGGCAUUGAAGACGAAGAAUCCCUUUCGGCGUUUGCCUCCGAUUCUGAAGACGAUCUUGAUGAGACAGAGUUACAACCUCUGACACGGGAACACGGGUUUGGCCUGGGUAGCUGGAUCGAUCGACUUGUCGGAUGGACACUCUUUGGUGUGGAGGAGGAAUGGCCCGCGGAGCCUUCUGUGGAUCGGGCUAGCCACGCUGUAACCUUUAGUGACAGCCAGGAAGCCCUCCAGGCAGAGGAGGCUGAUGAGAAUAACGAUGAUGACGACGAUGAUUCGUCUCUCAGGAAUGAUGAACUGACUCGGCCUGUUGAGAAGGCUGGGGAUCAAGGCGGCUGGGCCGACGCGAGAUGGUUUUUCCGGCUUGCAAGAAAUGCCAUUAUGUGA
This is a messenger RNA of Rasamsonia emersonii CBS 393.64, 1185 nucleotides long. RefSeq lists its product as uncharacterized. Bases 1 to 1185 code for a protein of 394 amino acids. Lineage: Eukaryota; Fungi; Ascomycota; Eurotiomycetes; Eurotiales; Trichocomaceae. The record is from RefSeq and is a predicted model, not a curated record. The transcript is spliced from 2 exons.